This is a messenger RNA of Oncorhynchus gorbuscha (pink salmon), 4494 nucleotides long. RefSeq names its product muscarinic acetylcholine receptor M5-like. NCBI's taxonomy places the organism in Eukaryota, Metazoa, Chordata, Actinopteri, Salmoniformes, Salmonidae. Gene Ontology annotation, molecular function: G protein-coupled acetylcholine receptor activity; G protein-coupled serotonin receptor activity. Gene Ontology annotation, biological process: adenylate cyclase-inhibiting G protein-coupled acetylcholine receptor signaling pathway; gastric acid secretion; G protein-coupled receptor signaling pathway, coupled to cyclic nucleotide second messenger. The transcript has 2 exons. Gene Ontology annotation, cellular component: dendrite; synapse; plasma membrane. The record is from RefSeq and is a predicted model, not a curated record. Bases 624 to 2204 code for a protein of 526 amino acids.
CUGAGAUCCAACUUCACUGAAAAGGAGUGAGCGUCACCAGCCAGUCUACAGCAGUUCAGGGGAAAGUUCACCCCUCCUCUUUCUCUCUCUCUCUCCUCAUCAGAAACCUUCCUCUACUCCUCUAGAGCAUUGGUUAAUUCACAAAUAACAAAGUAAGGAUGCCAUGCAACUUGUGGAUCAUUUUCUUCAUUGGACUGCUAAGUUGACUGAUUUCUCUACAUUUUUUCUCUCCGAAGAGAUGUCCUUUCCUCUGUUGUCAACGUCUGAGCGGUGACAACUAAAGCCUUCUACUUCCCGACAUACAAUAUUACUCUACACUCUGGGAUCUAUAUAUCUGGACUUCUAUAUAUCUGACCUCAUCCUCAUCCUCUUUCCCAGGGUUGUGAUUACACUUUUCAGCCCUGAGAUUAACCUUGAGAGUUCAGAGCAAAACAAAGGGAUUAAAUAUUAACUGGGAGAAUCUAUCUUCCACACAUCAAGAAGAUCCUGCUGUCACACUGAAGGCAACGGGGCUUGAAUAGUGAAAGUCAACUGAUAGCCUACUCAAGAUGGCAUACCCAACAGAUUACUCUCUCAUAGCCAUACCCCUCAUACCACAAUAAGGACAACGUUAGAGAAACAACAUGGAAGGUGAGGGAAUACAGAACUUAUCCAUAAAUGGCAAUGCAUCAGACAUCCACCCUGUCACACACAGUCUAUGGGAGGUCAUAACCAUAGCAACUGUGUCGGCCAUCGUGAGCCUGAUUACGAUAGUGGGGAACGUCCUGGUGAUGCUGUCGUUUAAGGUAAACAGCCAGCUGAAGACAGUCAACAACUACUACCUGCUGAGUUUGGCUGUAGCUGACCUCAUUAUAGGUGUGUUCUCUAUGAACCUCUACACCUCCUACAUACUGAUGGGAUACUGGGCACUGGGGAGUGUGGCCUGUGACCUCUGGUUGGCUUUGGACUACGUGGCCAGUAAUGCGUCAGUGAUGAACCUGCUGGUCAUCAGUUUUGACCGGUACUUCUCCAUCACCAGACCCCUGACCUACAGAGCCAAGCGCACCCCCAAACGGGCUGGGGUCAUGAUAGGCAUGGCCUGGCUGGUGUCCCUCAUCCUGUGGGCCCCUCCCAUACUGUGCUGGCAGUAUUUUGUGGGGAAAAGGACAGUCCCUGAAAGGCAGUGUCAGAUCCAGUUCUUCUCGGAGCCAGUGAUAACAUUUGGGACAGCCAUUGCUGCGUUUUACAUCCCAGUGUCAAUCAUGACCAUCCUGUACUGUCGGAUCUACAAGGAGACGGAACGUCGCACCAAGGACCUCGCGGAGCUCCAGGGCAUCAACAGUUCCACAGACACUGGUGUCACCAAGCCCCAGAAAACCAUCAUUAGAUCCUGCUUCAACUGCAAGCAGCUCAGCUCAGCCUCCCGGGACAGAACCCAGGCCUCCUGGUCCUCCUCCAACAGGAGCAAUGCAGCCAAAUCAGCAGCAGCCACCAACGACGAGUGGUCCAAGACUGACCAGCUGACCACCUUCAACAGCUAUGCCUCCUCGGAGGACGAGGAGCGGCCCGUGUCCCCGGGGGCCUUUCAGCCCACCUGCCAGGAGUGUAGGCAGAGCACGGGUGCAGCGGGCUGUGAUAAAGAACAGCUCAGCAGUUAUGAGGAGAACAACUUCUUCCACACGCCACCAAAGACCAACUCCCAGAAGAGCAAGAAGUGUGUGUCCUACAAGUUUAAACCAGUUCCCAAAGACACUAGCAGCGGUGCCCAGCAAAGCAAGAAUGGGGACACUAACAUGGCCCCAUCAUCUUUCUCUUCAGCAGACUCUAUGAGUGCCCCACCCUCCACCUCCUCCUCCAAGCCAAUAGACACCACUCUGAAGAUCCAGCUGACCAAGAGGAAGAGGAUGGUGCUGAUUAAGGAGAGGAAGGCUGCCCAGACUCUCAGUGCUAUCCUGCUGGCCUUUAUCCUGACGUGGACACCAUACAACAUCAUGGUGCUCAUCUCCACCUUCUGUUCUGACUGCAUCCCUGUGUCUCUCUGGCACCUGGGCUACUGGCUGUGCUAUGUCAACAGCACAGUCAACCCAAUGUGCUACGCCCUCUGUAACAAGACCUUCCAGAAGACCUUCCGCAUGCUGCUGCUCUGUCAGUGGAAGAAGAAGAGAGUGGAAGAGAAACUUUACUGGUACGGUCAAAACCCUGUAGUGAGCAGCAAGCUAACAUGAGCCAUUCACACCUUCCUUUCAGAGGAACGAGUAUGAAGACUAUAUGACUCGAUAGAUGUGGAAAUAUUUCUGUCAGUAUUUGAGUUAUGUCUACACGUAGGGUGUAUCAAAAGUGCAAAGGUUAGAGACAAGACUCUAGUUUGUCAAUGGUAUUGUUCUUUAAUCAAUACCUUGAUCACUGCUCACAAGGAAUUCAGAAGUGUUUGAUAAUCUUGCCCCAAAUGCUGAUACUGUACACCAAUACAUAAUUGAGCAUGUAAAUAUUAAAAAUAACCCAACAUGCACAAAAAAAGUUAGAGAUAUUUAAUAGAAAAACAUGUUCUGAAUGUUUUCUAGGCAUUAUGUUAGACUACAUUGUGUUUAUUUUAAGGGCUAUCACAGUUCUUGACUUGAUUUCAGAGUGAGCUGGAUAACAAAUGAUUGUACACUCUGAUCAUCAAAGCCUUGUUCACAUGUACCAUUGACUUUUGUCAGAUACUAAUAAUCAAACAUUCAACAGCCAAUCUUUCCACCAAUACACAAGCACAAACACAUAUACAGUACAAAUGUAUUCAUCCCUCAAUCCAAAUGAAUCCAGACACCACAGAAACAGAGGGGAAGAGAUUUGAUUAAAGUAAAUGCUGAGUUUGCGAUAUCAAAUUCUAUUUAACGAUUAGUCUUACUCUCAACUCAGCAGCUUUAAUCUGCACAUAAACUGUGUAAAACAUGUGAUUUCAUGCAAUAGUUUAUGGGACACUUCCGCAUAAAGUAUACACCUGACAAAUGACUUGUCAGAUAAGGAUUAGCCUUUAAUCAAUCAGAGUGGGUUCAGUUCAGGCCUAAGCAUGGGAUCAUAUCAGGGAGUGAUUUAAUCUGUCCAGGGUCACUAUAAGUCACCCAGUACAGUGACAGCCCUCAACAUUUACAUCCAUACUGAGUGGGAGACCGUAGGCUUUGAUUCAUGCACUGUUCUGUGUCCUGUAUUCAUUAGAAUGUGUUUAACAUCUGUCUGUACUCAGGAGACAGGCUUUUGUUUUGGUCAUUCUGUACUGUAUAAUUCUCAUGUCCCCAUUGCUAGACAUUACAUUUACAGAAUUUCAAUUGACCAGAACAAUCCAAAAACGUUCAAAUCGAGUUAUUUAAUCAAGUGUGUCAUCAGAAAAUCUACUGUAAACUUACUGGAUUGAAUCUUAUUUUGAUCCAGUAUAUCUUGUUUUUUGUGCCAACAACCAACACAUUCGUUCAGUGAUAUUAGGUGAGUAAAUAAAUACAGCAAAAGUGGUUUUACGUGUGUAAUAAGCUAUGAUAUAAUGACCACAAAAUGUGGUCUCUGAUCAUUUAGACAUACAGUUCUGGGGGAAAGGUAGAGGGGGAGAUUUAAAUGUAUGAAGACCCCAAAAUAACUAUAGCUUUUUUUUAUGACUUAAAACAAAUGCGUGACGAAUCAGUUGAUACUGAACUGUUUCCUUUACAGCAUUUUGUGAUCAUAUGUCUCUAUGUAUUUCUGAAUUAAAUGUGUUGAACUAUUGUCUCUAUUACGUAAACAAUGUUUUGAGAAGCACUGCGUUAGAAUAACCACAGAUGGCAUGGAUCAACCUAAUCUCCAGACAACAGACUCACAGUUCAUCCUUCUUACAGUCCCCAGUGUGGACCACCUUUACUGUGUCUGAGGGCUUUACCAUCAUCCAGGCGUAUUUACACAGGUGCUCUUUGUUGCAGUCCUUCUGCCAGUAGAUCACGUUCCUGCGGUUGAGGUUGGCCCCAGCACAGGCGUCGUACCACCAGCCCCCUCCCGCCACACCCUGGAACUCCAGCUUAGCACAGUUUUGGAAGUAGUUGUCAUUGUCUCGGUCCUUGGUGGUAAACCUCUGGUUGUCAUGCAGGUAGUUCUCUGUGUCCUGGGUGAGAGCGUCUAAGGCAGAGCCCUGGAACAGACCAAGACGCAGCCUGAACCCAGACCGCUCGUCCUCCACCAUGAAAGGGUCAUACUCGCCAAUCUUGGCGACGGCAUCUUUGUCCACCAGCUUGACCCCCAGCUUGUAGCGUCCUGGCCCUCGGGUGAGAUGGUGGAGGUGUUCGUUCCCCAGCCAGUGGUCACCAUUCAGCAACCCAAAACCCUGCUUGUAUUCGACCCAGGUGCGGUCGAAGUCCACGCUGCUGUUAACCGUGAUGUGCUGUACUACAGUCCAACCACCAUCUUGCAUGGCGCAGUAGGCCAGGAUGGGGUAGUCAGCUGGCUGAAUCAAGUACACUCCAUCUCUGGCCUGACCCCCUGAACCCAUCAACAUCUCAUAGCAGUCCCUGGGGUACU